Messenger RNA from Amoebophrya sp. A25, 6460 nucleotides. The record is from the annotation of a GenBank genome assembly. Lineage: Eukaryota; Dinophyceae; Syndiniales; Amoebophryaceae.
AGGCUAGGUGAUUAGUUCUUGUUGUUUUUUGUGCGGCGCUCGUGAGAUCGAUUCAUUGAUUUGCAUUGAUUCUUGACUAGAAGGUUGAAGCUUCCCCCAUGAAUUUAUUGACAGUUCUUCUUACUCUUCCUGAAAAGCAUGAGCUAGAUCUCUAUUGGAGAUCAUUUCCAAAGUCGAUGUUUCCUGUGCAUGCGAAAAGAAUCCGACGUUGUAAUCCCAGUCGAGUCGGAGCAGCGGCAAAGCUCUCCUGAACAUCAGACGGCGAGAAAUUGCAGAAAAAAAUUAAUCGAGGAGAUUCUGUACUCUUCUCGCUAAGUAUUGCGGUUUCGACUGCGCUCGAAGUGUCACGCCUGAACUCAUCGUAACGUCAGUGAUUUCGACCGAAAAAGAUGUUCCGCUUUAUGAAUCAGCAGGCCCUACAGGGCUUGCUCGACGAGCAGAUCCGGCAGAUUCAGACAGCAGGUCAAGCGGCUUCCACCGUGCUGUCGUUUUUCAUCUUAUGUUUCAUGGGGAUGAUAAGGAUCGUUAGACUUCACUUGAAGAUUUAUGACGCCCUCAUCCAUGAGAAAAGCAAAAGUGGUGCAACCACGGCUAUUUAUAAAGAUAAAUAUAAAAAAGAGCAACAUUUUUGACCCGUCACUGUUCGUAAGCUUCGAAACUUCUAGUGGCUAAUGUUGGGAAGACCCACAAAGGGAAACUCAUCAGUUAUUCUUCUAAUGCCUCGCAUUGUGUGGAGUGUUGCGGACCGCAUUAUUAUGCCGGUGAUGAGCAACUACGAGCAGCGAUCUUGUUUUAUUGGGUUCUGGCAGCUGUUGUCGUGCGAGCAAUUGCAGUUCCUAGCCUUGCGGUCACUUGUCGCGAACCAUCGGGUCUACAACUUGUUGCACGUUGGCACGCUCGCGAACGCAGCACCGCUGGCUUACGCCUACUACAGGAUUUCGAGUGCUAUGCCGUGUCCAAGGAUACAGCAGAUGAUUGUACGCGUGGCACUCGCCGCGUUAUUCGCGGUAGCUUUUGCGAUCUCCUAUAUGGCGUACAAGAACUUUUUUUUGGCUUUGGGGUAUGGCUUUGUUCUGCCCUCGUGGCUCGCGGUCGCGUCGAUGCUCAUGCAAGUGCAGAUGCACACGAGGGGAAACACAACGUUCAACCCACUGACAAACUAUCCCGUCAUGGGCCUCCUUGGAGGCGUGGCACAGUUCUUCAUGUUGCGUAGUAUGAAGACGCUCUACUACACCGACGCGUUGAUGAUUACUUUCGUCAUGGAUCACGUCUCGGCGGCCAUUGUUGGUACCUUUCAUUUUGUUGAAAAAUAGAAGGGCGGGCCUUGUAUUGGCAAGAAGCUGUAGAUAUCUCUAGAGUUGUAUGUGAAAGGGGCACGAAGAUUUAUUUUGAGGGCAUCAUUCAACAGAAAACCUCCAUCUCAAAUAAAUCUUUAUAAAAUAUUUAUCCAGGUUCGUAUUACGUGAGCGAAGAGCGCAAGGAGUUUCAUUACAAGUACAUCAAGGACUACGCAUUGCUCUUGGUCCUGAUGAUGGUGUAUUUCUACGGUGAACGUUUGCCUACUGAGGUGGGCGUGGCUGAUGUGGGCUACGAAGAAUCCAUUUACAUCUUUGCAGCAGCAAGGUUCAUUUUGAUCGCACGCGCGAUGUGGGUGAAGAAACGCAUUGCCGAUUUCAGCGGGAGAGCCGAAAUCAAAUUUCCCUCCCUCGAAAACGUGAACACGCUGUUUGUGCCAAGAGGCUGCACUCUCGUCAGCGGUUUUGACACCACCGCACCAAGAAAGCAUCGCUUUGAACUGUUUCCACAGCCCGUGCUCUGGCAGAUGGACGCACUGUGGGACAGUGGCCUAAUGGACGACAUGAUGCACGGGACCGGUCCAGGGGCGACGAUCAUGAUGUACUAUAUUUUGAAGUCUCCUCGACCUAGCAGUUAAUGUAGUAAGUUUGAAAUAAAAGUCUUCGCAAAAACUUCAACUUGUGUCAUUUCCCAGCGUAGCUAGCAAUGGUCAAUCAGAGUAGGAUUCACUCACUGUGGAUUAUCACUUACUUCACUAUUCUUACUACAGACAUGUGCUGAGCGAUUUUGUGUUCACUGCGCCCUUCUUGGCCGUGAUGGCCUGGCAGUUCGAGUUCAGCACAUUGGCAUUUGGUUUUUUGCCUCCCGCAAUGGGAGCCGUUGCCGGUGUCCCGAUCGGAACCAUGGCUGGGGAGGUGCAGAAACUUGAAGCCGACGCGAAAACAGCCUACCUAGAGGAGCAGAUGCAAUCAGACGUGAACGCGAGCGACGAAUAUCCGAGCAGCGAGGUUCUCAAGGCGGUGGGAUACUUUCUGCUGUACUGUGCAAUCAAGUUCAUGUAUCCCUUCACGGUUAGCAAGAGCUGCUUUGAUCGCGGUUCCUCGCCCCCUGAUUGGGCCGCGCGUCCACUCUAUCUGGCAGCGGUGUACUUAUGACUUGAAAACAGAACAGGUCAGCUACAUCUUUAUCGUGUUAUUACACGCUAGAAUAUCUUCCGCCAUUUUCAAGGCUGUUUUAAGCUAGACAGUGAAAAGGUGCAUAGUUGAAUGAGAGGGACCCUGACAUGCUUCACUUGGAAGUCAGUCUGAUUCCGCCAUUUUCAAGAUUGUUUUAAGCUAGACGGUAAAAAAGUGCAUAGUUGAAUGAGAGGGACCCUGAUAUGCUUCACUUGGAAGUGAGUCUGAUUCGUGCCUGCUAAUGUCUUUUCUGUACGAUGUGAUUAUUCUUUUUGCCGGUGGUGACGCGAUGUCCAAUCGCUUUCCUCGUUUUCGGCUCCUGGUGGCCAUAUCCCUCUUCUGCUUCGUGGCGCUGCUGCGCUCCAACUAUUACAAAUAUUUCAAGAAGAAGUACUACCUGCUCGCUACGCGAUACUUGCACUACAUGCAGCCGAGUUGUGUGCGCAGUGGAGCGAAAGAGCUGCUUGUCGAUUUUGCAAACAACGUGGCGGUGGAGGAUUACGGAAACCUCUUGCUGGACUGCGUAAUCACACAUGGCAACAAUCUGCAACAGAUUGCUCACACAAGCGGAUAUCGCUUUUGGGACCCUCGACCCAGCGCUACAGCGGCGUGGAAAAUGGCAGGUUCCUUAGUCGGUCGCGGUAUCGCGGAGCAGAAGAAAAAAGCGAGUAGAGAGCUGAACGUGAAAUUAUGUUGUUGAAACGUCAAUAACCAUGACUCAGUUACUACACUAAUCUCGUUUGCUCGAUCCUGAUGAAGAAUCAAGGACUGAUACGAAUCGAGUUGUAGAUGGUAUGCGAGUAUGAAGGUCUUAGGUAUUUGUGCUCACUCUUUUUUAGAAGAUGAGGAAUUCCACUGAAGUUUCUGAUCUAAUCAGUGCGCAGAUGAUCCAGUGGAUUUCGGAUAUGAUUUAUCAAUGCGCUAGCGAAGCCGUGGACAGCGCAACAGGGCAUGGUAAGAGGUACAUGUUGUGUGCGGCGCACGCGAACGUCGGCGCGAAAGAGCGGGUCUUCCAGCGGUUGCGCAAAUUGGUGCAGCAAAGCCGUACAAAGAAAGCUCUGGUGCGGGAUGGUACUUAUGCGCGUGCGCCGCUGGUUUUGGCAACAAGUCGCGGUAUCCUACGGCCUGUUGGCACUGUGGCUUCCAUGGACGAUAUCAAGCAUCUUGACAUGCUGAAACUGAAGAAUCGAAUCAAACAGGAAGCCUUUGAAAAGGAGUUGGCAACGAAAUACGUUUGCAUUCCGAAGGUGCGCAAGCCAGCAGAAGUGGAAGACGAGGACAACAUGGAGGCCCCGGUCGUGAAUGAGACUGCGACUUUGCGCGUUCAGCCUCCCAGUGAUGAUGGAUCGGCCGCCAAGCCUUCGGGAUCGCAGCUAGCGCAGACAGCUUUCUUCGAACAAACCUCGACGGAACAAACCAGCUCGCAUCUGCAAAGCACAAGCGUGGAGAACAGUAACAACGUUGACAUAAUGAAUUAGUAGCGAUAUGAUCGUUCUUGAUUUUCAUGAGUGAGAGUACCACAUGAUUUCAAUUUCGCUACAAAAGCACAGAACCAAACUCUUAUACUACCUUCGAUUCAAAAAUCUACAGCUGAGCACUACGAUGUUCUCGCUGCAAAUGCGUUUUUGUGGUCACGGAUAUUCCGCCUCGCACAUGAAGAGAUGCAUGGCGUGGCGCGCGUCGAGACUGCCUCUGAAACCGUAGGGUCGAGCUCCGACGCUGGUGGCGAGGACGAUCACACACCCGGCGGAACGAAAAAGGAAGACGGGACAAGACCGGGGUCUGCCGCGCUGAGCGACUUCUCAUUUAACCAGUUAGCAAUGACAGAUAAGCGCUUCGCGGACUGGCGCAGCCUGUUUGCGGGGCGUGGCAUGUUGACCCUCAGUUACCACUGCAUAGACUCGGGGAAAGUGCCAAGCGCGAAAGCGGUCGUGCGUGGAUUCGGAAACGGCAACGAGGGUCAGUUGGGAACCAGUUUUCGAUACCGAGGAGAAACAAGACCCAUGGACGUGGAGCGCUUUCUUAUGAAUCGACGACUUUUUUCAUCCAAUUUUGGUUUUUUCAUCACCAUCAAUAUGAAGAGAAUGGGUCGUGAGAAUCAAUUACUUGGGUACUGUACAACUGUCUCCUCUAAUCCAAACGGCAAGGACGUUGUCGGUUUGCAAACGGGUCGCGCCCAUUCCUUUUGCUUGGAAGCACAGGCUGGGCACGUCCUUGGUUUUGGAUCCAAUCGUGGUUCAUGUUUGGGCCUCCGCAAGGAAAUUACUGGCGUCAAUGAGCCCUACCUUCUCCGUGGCACCCGAGAGGAGCAUGUCGUUCAAGUCGCGACCUCCACCUCUGGAUCACAUACGCUGUGUCUCUGCAAUAAUGGUGCAUGAUCAUGAUCUUGUUUAGUUUGCUCUAGCAUGACGUAUUGCAGACAUCUCCGUGUCGAUUGCCUCUCUAAUAGAUUAUAAUGAAUUUCCUUACAGCUUUAUCGAGAUUGAUUGAAUUAUUUUUGUUCAUCAAGAUAACUAUGUCUCGACAAAUUGCUCACUAUCAUCACCUCAGGUACGGUGUACAGCUUUGGGACUUCUGCCGUCGGAGCUCUCGGUAUUGAAACAGAUACGAUUGAUCCGAGCGUCCAAGGGGUCUCAAAAUUCCAUGAACGUGACCGAAACGCAGAAGGCGGCAAAGCGAGUAUCUCGAAGGAUGAUCUGCAUGUUUGUGCCUGAGUUUCGAUUAAGUAUCUAGAUGGUAGACCUCUGAGAAUGAAGAACCAUGAUUACUAAUUUGAUUUUUCGUUACUAGGAAAACUCGACAGAUAUCCCACAUCAUCAUCAACACAGAAACUAUCUACCAUUCGACGCGUCCGGUGUUGCUUCGCAUGACGCGGACGAUUCCGAUGAAGCAAGUAGCCGUAGGCGCUCGUUUUUCAGUCAUGUUGGACGACACAGGUGUCUUGUACGUUUUCGGCGACAACUCUCGAGGUCAGCUCGGCAUCGAAAACAUGUCUUUGGACACAGCACAUUUGCACGAUACGCGCAAGGCCACUGCAACUGCGCUAGAAGCACAGCGCGUCCUCGCACGCGGGUCGCCGAUCAAAGGGGGGACGCGGCGCAACCCGGGGCUCGGAGAGCACCCCUUGUUUUCGAAGGAUUUCAAUAACACCGAUUUGAUGCGCGUGGGCAGCAAAAUGCUUCCACGCGUUGUAACACAGCCGAUGGCGCUGCCAGAGAAACGCCGCUGGAAACAGGUGGUCUGCGGCGACGAGCAUGUGAUCGCGUUGUCCGAGGAUGACCGCUUUUACGGCUGGGGCGCUAAUAGUGCCGGACAACUCGGAAUCGGGAAGAGCACGGACCAGUAUUGCCCGCACAUGCUUCAGCGUUUGUCGUCCGAAAAAUGGCUCAUGGUUGCCUGUGGAACCAAUCAUACUCUGGUGAUCACUGAAAACAAACUUUUUAGCGAGAAUCCGCGCGUGGCAGUGAUGGGCAGCAACGCCUUCGGACAGCUCGGACUUGGUAAAAGAUAGACUUUGGACUUGGAGGGAAUUUUCUGCGAGUAGGCCUGUUUGUCCUAUUCUUGGAGGGGUUCGAAGGACCGAAUGACUUAGUAGAUUUGACGGACUUCUCAUUCACGAUUGAUCAUGUGUAUCUAGAAAACGACUCACUCGUCUUGUUUCAGGUCGUGAGGACCCUGGUCGCGUAUGGCCGACGUGGCUGACACUUCGUGAAGACUUUGGUGGCUACCUGGGACCGAAGUCCAAGGGACGGCCGCCGAAUCAAGGAUACUACUUCUGCUGGUGCGCCGCGGCAGCAAACCACAGCUUCCUAGUGACGCGCACAGGCCACCUUUGGUGCUUCGGCAGCAAUCAGCAUGGUCAGUUAGGCUUUCCGAACGACGAAGGCAAGGAUUGGGUUAUGUACGAGCCGACAUUGGUAACAACCAUGACCCACAACGUUCGCAUGGUCUCGACAGCAGAAAGCCAUACGCUGAUACUAGGUGGUUGA